Didymosphaeria variabile is the source of this 546-nucleotide messenger RNA. RefSeq names its product sphingolipid homeostasis protein orm1 (gene ORM1). Gene Ontology annotation, biological process: negative regulation of ceramide biosynthetic process; ceramide metabolic process; intracellular sphingolipid homeostasis. Gene Ontology annotation, cellular component: endoplasmic reticulum membrane. The transcript is spliced from 3 exons. Lineage: Eukaryota; Fungi; Ascomycota; Dothideomycetes; Pleosporales; Didymosphaeriaceae. The record is from RefSeq and is a predicted model, not a curated record. The coding region runs from base 1 to 546 and encodes 181 amino acids.
AUGCCUUUAGAUGCGAAAGAGGUCCGGAGACGGCGUAGUAGUAGUCUUGUCUACACCGAACCCCCCGAGUCUCUCGAGCAGCUUAGCGAUCAGGCUGCCCUACCCAAUCUGAAUGCGCAAUGGGUGAAUGCAAAAGGCGCGUGGGUAAUACACUUCGUCCUCAUUGCACUCGGCAAAAUAUUAUUUGACAUAAUUCCGGGUGUCUCGCAGGAGACAUCAUGGACCCUAACCAAUAUCUCAUAUGUGGCCGGGUCAUACCUCAUGUUCCACUACGUCCGCGGUGUACCAUUCGACUUCAACUCGGGUGCCUACGACAACCUCAACAUGUGGGAGCAGAUCGAUAACGGGGACCAGUACACACCUGCCAAGAAAUUCCUACUUAUGGUCCCCAUUGGACUAUUUUUGCUCAGCACCCAUUACACCCGCUAUGACCUCACAUACUUUAUCAUCAACACACUGGCCACACUAGCUGUAGUCAUUCCGAAGCUGCCAGCGGCACACAGGCUUCGCAUUUCAUUUUUCUCGCCUCCGCCGGACGAUGCAUAG